Messenger RNA from Diplodia corticola, 1797 nucleotides. Its product is annotated as leucine-rich repeat protein. The coding region runs from base 1 to 1797 and encodes 598 amino acids. The record is from RefSeq and is a predicted model, not a curated record. NCBI's taxonomy places the organism in Eukaryota, Fungi, Ascomycota, Dothideomycetes, Botryosphaeriales, Botryosphaeriaceae. The transcript has 3 exons.
AUGCCGUUGACCAAGGCCACCGGCCUCUCGAUUGAGAUAUGGGCCAUGAUAGUCGACUAUGUCCUCCGGCCUACGGACCUCAAGAGCCUGUCCCUCUCGUGCAAGCAGCUGCACCAGAUCGCGGUGCGCAAUCUGUACCGCGAGGUGACGCUGAACGUGGGCAGCACGGCUGACCUCAAUCUGGGCGCUUUCCUCAACCCCCGCAACAUCGGGUUGAACUACAUCCGCCGCCUGCACAUCUACCUUGCCGAGGUCGAGGACAAGCGCAACCAGCUGCAGCAGGCCCACUUUGCCGUGCGCAUGAUCCUGGAAUUCCUGCCCGAGAACAUCCUCGAGAGAUUCUCCUGGCACCCAUGGCAGCCCUUCUCGGCCGAGAACCUGCUGCUGCUGUACCGCAAGCAGCGCCAGAUGAACUGGCUGGAGGGCAUCUCGCUCGACAAGAACAUCCUCGACCAGCUCGAACACUCGGGCGAUCUGGAGCACAUCGCUGAGCACACGCGCACCCUGGGCCUGUACCCCGACAGCGGAGAGGUGCUGGAUCUGUGCAACAUCCUGCUGCGCAAGAACAAGAAGGUCGACAAGCUCAUUGUCAAUGCCAGCUUCCACCCCGCCGUAAGCCCUUUCUCGCCUCGUGAGCUGCAUGACUCGAGCACCGGACCCGGCUUGAUCACCUCGAGGCUGUUUGGGCACAUGAUUCCCCUCGAGCACUGCAAGCCCCUGGCCCUCACGGAGCUCACGCUGCAGAAGGUGCACCUGCGGUACUCGGCAGAGACGUGGUGCCGCGCCAUCAAGUUCUCCACGCUCAAGAAGCUGGCCGUUUUCGACUGCCCCGGCGCGUGCACUCUGUUUGCGGAGCUGAGCAAGCCGACCAAGCUUCCGCGCAACCUCGAGACGCUGGAGUUCAAGCACGAGGACAACCGCGAGAGCGAUGCCCUGCACGCCCUGGACAACUUCCUGUGCCUCGUCACCGGCCUCAAGGCCAUCACCAUCGACAUCAGCAACGUCAAGGAGCUGCCUGCCGCGGCGGGCAUCAGCAGGCACGGCAAGACAUUGAAGCUGCUCAACGUACACGCCAACGCGGCAGACCUGCUGGAGGACGAGUUCGUGUACAGCCCCAUGGAUUUCGAGAGCAUUUGCAGGGAAUGCACCGAGUUGGAACAACUGUCCGUCGGCUUCCCGGCGACCAGCAUCGUCGCGGACAAGACGGACAGCUUCGCCGCCUUCGAGAGCGCCCUCAACUACCUCCCCCAACUCGUCUCCCUCAACAUCACCACCUGGCCCAAGAACAACAACAGCCUCGGCCCCCUCCCCCGCAACAUCUACGCCCUCCUCGUCCAAAACGUCGCCCAAUCCAUCCUCUACUCGCACCACCCCCACCCCGCCUCCUCCGACACCACCUCCGACACCGACUCGGUCAUCACCGCCGUCGACCACCACCACCACCACCACAAUCCUCACAACCCCAGCCAGACCCACACCCACCACCACCGCUCCCCCCGCUGGUCCCACCUCAACCUCAUCGCCUUCGGCAGCACCGACGCCGCCCUCGCCCACGUCCUCAACGACGACGAGGCCGGCCGCCUCGGCGCCGCGACGCAGCUCGUCUUCGUCAAGGGGAGGCAGGUGGGGCCGUUCGGCGAGGAAGCGCCGCUGGCGGUCGGCGUGAAAGGAAGGCUGAGGGAAUACGUCGAGCCGAGGAGCGAGGUGCUGGAUUUCGGGCUGGCGCGCGCGAGGAAGAUGCCGUCGGGGGGCGAGGACAUGGGGGUCGGGAUGGGGGUGGGGUGGUUGGCGAAUUGA